CUCUCUGCCAGCGCCAAGAACAGAGGUGGCUUUUAUUUGCUCUUCUCCAACAGCCUGUGACAUCAGCUCUGUUUGAAGACCUCAACAAUAAACGGCGCGGGAUGGAAGAAUAGAGAUGGCAUUAAUGGUCAAGAUUUGAGAAAGGUGAGCAAGGUGUCAUGGGUGACUCGGAACAAUGAAGCAUCAGUGAAGAAGUUAUAGUGGUGAAGAAGAAAUCAAUGUUGUUAUGAUGGAUCAAGGCGAAAUGAAGAUUCAAGAGGAGGAUCUGCCACCUGACAUGAAGGACUGGACUAAACAUCAUGUGAGAGAAUGGGCUCUCAAGUUGGAUGAUGUGGAUGAUACAGAUGCUGAAAUACUGUUAAAGCAAAACAUUAGUUGGCGUAGUCUUUUGCUUUUAGAUACAACAGACUUAAACAAAAUGGGUGUGACUUAUGGAUCAGCAAAACUUAUCAUCCAUGCCAGAAAUGAGGUAGUGAAAUUAAAGAAAGAGGGGCCAAAAAGCUCUACAUUUCAGCCUGGGAGACCAUGCAAGCCUUAUCCAUUUUGUAGGUACGAUGAUACAUACAGAUACAUGGAGAGCAGCGUUCUUGAUAUUACAGAAUCAGGUGCCUCAGACUUGAUUGAACCCUGCCAUGAGUAUAAAGGUUUUAACAAUACACCAGAUGAAUUUAAAAUGAUCAAAUUCACUGAUGAGGUUAUUCGCUUCGCAGCUGCCUGCAUGAAUAGCCGCACCAAUGGCACGAUACAUUUUGGAAUAGGGGAUGAGCCAAACUUCACUCACGGUCAAGUGUUAGGAGUCGUUGUUAAGGACAAAGAGGCUUAUGAAAAGGCAUUACGACCUGCCAUUGAUGAUUGUUUUGAGUACAAACACAAAGCAACAGCUCAAAGAUGCAUCAGACCUGUUCGAUUUGUUGGGGUUCUCAAUAAGAGUCAGACAUCGUCUGACAAAUGUGUGAUAGAAGUGGACAUAGUUCCUGACUCUACAAUCUGUGAAGAAAGAGAGAUCUAUCACACAUUCAACAACACAAAAAAAGCGAAGAAAAAAGCAAAAGACAAAGAAACAGUCAAAACUGAAACAAAUCAAUCGAAACAGUUCUAUGUCCGAGAUGGUGGUAGCAGCAGGGAUCUCCUAAAACCAACCACGUCUGCCAAACCUAUGGAGGAGUACAACAAGUUUGUUGACAACAUGAAACAACGAUCACAGCUCCGAAAACAAGCUGAAGAGAAACACCUCAGUGUGAUAAAAACCAGUACUCAAGGCUCAAGAUUAAGUCAGAUGAUAACCGGUGGAUCGCUCUCUUUAGAUAAGUCACACUUUGAGCGAUAUGUGAUAGUAACUAACAAAGCACAUUCAAGCCAGUUUGAAUCACUAGGGUUUCUUGUAGAACUCAAUCCAACAGCAGUUUUGGACUUUGAUCCAGAAACAGCUAAAGAUGGAUUAGAGUGUCACUUCGAACAGCAGAGUCCAGUAAGUGUCCAUUUACCAGCACAGUAUAAAAUCACAGGACCAAUUGAGGACAUCGCAAGCAAUUUGAAAUUAACUCGAAACACCAGCUGGGUAUGCUGCAAUGGCGGUAUUGAGAAUGAGGCACCCUCAGACAUAGACCAGUGGUUGAUGGACAAGGGAGCCUCGGUUCGAGAUGUGAUUUCUUUCUUGUGUCGGAAAGAUGUGCUUCCAAACAAGAGAUUCCUCGUCAUUUUCUUACUUUGGUCAACGGUGAGUGAGAAGAUCGACCCACUUGUUGAGACCUUCAGUACAUUUUGUCAGGAGCUCAGAGGCACAGACCAGAUCCUUUGUAUAUGUGAUAACAAAAAUGCAUUUACCUCCUGGAAAGACCUAAUCGAGGCUAGGUGCGGAAUCAACAUCUCUGGUAGAUGUAUAUUUGAGCUCAGUUUUGCUGAAGUCAAUGGCACUAUCCUUAGUCUUUUGUCAAAAAACCGAAGAUCCAUCCGUUUCCUACCCUGUGGUCAGGGAAGCAGAGUGCUUCUUGAAAAGAAAGUGGAGCGUAGCCUGAACACAUUAGAGGUUCUGUGUGUGAACCAAUGUGAAGGUGGAAACGAGGACAAAAUUGUCAAAGAGGAGAACUUCUACAGAGGAGGCAAAGUGUCAUGGUGGAAUUUCUAUUUUUCAGAGCAGCCUGGAUCCACACCAUUCAUCAAACGAGACAAGUUUGACUACAUCAUGAACACAGUCAUAAAAGAUUUGUGCUUCCUGAGAAAAGCCUGCGUGUUGUUCAACCUCCUCCAUGUACCUGGUUGUGGUGGAACAACUUUGGCCAUGCAUACUUUAUGGGCUCUCAGGGACAGAUUCCGUUGUGCCAUCCUUAAAGACAACAACGCAGACUUGGCUGAGGUAGCACAUCAAGUGGUCAAACUUUUAACGUAUGUCCAUAAGGAGCAAUUACCACAGGCCCCUGUUAUGCUGAUGAUAGAUGACUUUGAUGAUAUGGAAAAAGUAUUUGACUUGCAGCAGCUCAUUGAAAACGAAUGUGAGAAGAAAAACAUUCAGUCUAAGUCUCCACAGGUGUUCCUCCUGAACUGCAUGAGGUCAGAGUUCUCUGGGACGAUUGAACCAUCUGAAGACACUGUAUACAUUGGAAAUGAUCUCUCUGAGACAGAGCAGAAACUGUUUGAGGAAAAGCUUGUAGAAAUAGAGAAAACACAUAAGAAUGCUGAAACGUUCUAUGGUUUCAUGAUCAUGAAGAAGAACUUUAAGCCAGAGUAUAUUCAGGGUGUUGUACACAACACUCUGAAGAGCUUCAACAGGAAUCAGAAACAUGCACAACUCCUGGCUGUUUUAGUUCUGUUGGAUGCAUACUGCAAGCGUGCCUCUCUCUCUGUCUCUCUGUGUGAGGAAUAUCUUGGUCUUCAACCAAAACCAUAUUGUGGAACUAUCAAAGUGGAAGAAGGAUUUGGGAAAUUUUCCACUUUAAUUGACAGCUGCUCAGUCGAGAGUAAAGUAGAAUUCAAAGCUGUGAAAGUGAUUCAUUCAAGUAUUGCAAGACAAUGUUUGCAGGAACUUGCAACAACACACAACAUGAGCAAAGCUGAUAUCACCGACAUUCUUCUGACCACAAACAAGCUGUAUGAAUGUACACAAGGCAAAGAAAAACUCCUGCAAGAUGUUCACCACAUUUUGGUGAAGAGACAUUAUUCAUUGGUGGAGGAAUCUCAUUUCUCUCCACUCAUUCAAGACAUUGCAAAAGAAACUCCUGGUAUGGAAGAGGUCGUGCUGAUAAAUGCAUCAAAAAGAUUUGAGAAAGAUGCCAUUGUCUCUCAGUUAUUAGCCCGGUAUUACUACUUAAAAAAGAGAGAUUUCCCAGAGGCAAAAGUUUGGGCAGGGAAAGCAAAAGAUCUUUCCACAGACAGCUCAUAUAUUGCAGACACAUCAGCACAAGUUAUCAAGCAUGAGCUGAAGAAUGCCAUUACAAACUCCAAGGAAGAGCCUAUUAGUCCUCAAAACUUGAACACGUUUCUCAAAAUGGCUCAAUCAGCAAUAGAUGCAUUCAAGGAAACACAGAGUCUCGCAAAGAAGGAGUCAAUUCAGCGAUUAAAAAUCAAAACAGACAACUGCCCUUUUAAUACAUCAGGGUGCCUGGGAGAAAUUCAGGUUGGAGUACUUGUCAUUGAAGUGCUGGCAAAGACCCCGAUAUUUUCAAAUGACAAUGUCCGUCAUGACAUCAUGAGUCAGAUUCUCUCUGAAGGUAUUACACUUCAGAACCUAGAGAAAAAUGAUAAAUGGUACAGAAAACACAAACCCUACUACAACAUUCUCAGAGAUUUUGAGGACGUACUUUACAACCUCAAAUACAGAAUGAAAACGAACUUCGUCCUCCUUGACAACUUUUAUGUGAACUUGGGUUCCAGAUUUGGAAUGAAAGAGAGUCGAGAACAAGUAGCCCAGAAUGAGCUUUGCAGAUGCUUCAGAGAGUAUGCCAAGCUUUUCUGCAAGACAGAUUCUGCAGCUCUUUGGAAGAACAAAACCAUCCCUCUCAUGCUCAAACUACACGAGGUAAGACAAUUCCUCGAGAUGCAAAAAGCUGAUUCAUACUCUGGGAUACUGAAUUAUCUCUCAAAUGACAUCUCAAUGGAAAUAAUGGAGAAGAUCGCCAAACAGCAUGCGUUUUUGUGUGUUUGUGAUCAUCGCCCAUCUGUGAAGGAGAGAAUCGACUUCCUCUAUGUCAAUGUUGUGUUGAGUUGUAUCAAACUACAAUCACAAAACCUUCAGCCAUACCAUAAACUAACUGAGCUCCUUCUCAAAGUUUUGCGUGAGCAAAUUCAAAUAAAUGACGUAUUACCACUGUACUUCAUCACAGUUGUGCUGUUGUGGCCACAGCCGGGCGUUCAACCAUGCAUACGUCUGGGGAAGUACAUCUCACAGAUGAAGACCUCUUAUCAUACAGAGAUGAGGGAAAUGUACAAUGGAAAGAGACCCAUUGUCCAUUUCUUCUUGGGGAAGAAGCAGGGCUAUGAGCGACUAGUGCCCCUCAGGGAAAUCAAAAGGUGCAUCAGAACAUCAGAACAGUUUGCCUCCAUGUGGGAAAAUGGCAGAAUAUGGAAGGAGAAGAAGGUAGAGGAGCUCCUUUGCAGAGUUACAGGCGAGGUGAAGAACAACCUGAUCCUGGCAGAUACUUGUUUCCCAGAUCUGAAGAUCGAAGUCACUCCAAUGUUUCGAAGUCAGCUUAGCUGGCGUGCUGAUGGGUCAAAAGUGUCUUUCUUCACUGGCUUCUCGAUGAAAGGCCCUCUAGCACUUGACAUUAACUAAGUCUUAAAAGCACACAGUUCCAUAAGUAUCAGUAUUGGUACUGAUUAGUACUUUGAGUAAAACAGAUCCACAAUUACUGGUUAAAUCACUUUUCAAGGUAUACAAGGCUGAGUUGCUUGUUGUUUAAUUUGAUUCUUUAAUGCAUUUUUUGUGUGGCUCUUACAUCAUUGAUACCAUAUUGUUUUUGUAAAGUAAAACAUUUGUCAAGUAUAACCUUAAAAUCAAACCUCUUAAAAAUGUCUUAAAAAUGUCAUUAAAAUUUGUACUGUAGCUCACAACUUAUUGUAAAUAGAAUUUUCUUUUUUUUUUUUUUCUAGGAAAAAUGAAAUGUUUCCAUAAUGAUAUGACAAGAAAUUCAACAAUUGCCUUUUGUCUCUGCAUUAAUUGAUUACAUGUGUUAUGUACCAAUUUAAUAUUGUUCCAUGAAAUUAAAUAAUCAUAGAUGUUAAUAUAAUAAUGUAAUAAUUUUGAAUUUAAAUUAUGCACUUUAAUAUCUAUGUAAAAUGUUGCAAAACAUUACAUUGUGUUUCCUUUUAGCUCUCAUGUUUAAUUAUUAGAAUUUGUGUGUGUUUAUUCAUGAACGUAUCUGUACUAUACUAUGAAUUUUAUCUUUUGUUAUUAUGUAUUAGAUAAUUUUUGAUUUUUAUGUAUUAGAAUUUGUUCAACAGCAUUUUCGUUUGCAUUCCAUGAAAAACGGAGAUGAACAUUUAGUGUUGCAAUGCCAUUACUUACUAAUAAAAAUGUACUGUAUCUUCACUA
Messenger RNA from Seriola dumerili (greater amberjack), 5524 nucleotides. RefSeq names its product sterile alpha motif domain-containing protein 9-like. The record is from RefSeq and is a predicted model, not a curated record. Gene Ontology annotation, molecular function: protein binding. The transcript is spliced from 4 exons. Lineage: Eukaryota; Metazoa; Chordata; Actinopteri; Carangiformes; Carangidae. Gene Ontology annotation, cellular component: cytoplasm. The coding region runs from base 227 to 4765 and encodes 1512 amino acids.